AUGAAAGAGCAAUUGAGUUUGAAGAUGUUGAAGGCAGGUCUAGUGGAACUAGCCCUUGGGCUCAUCAUCUUCAUUAACUUCACAGCCCAGUGCCAUGGUGCACUCCCUUUCGGUUUUGACAAUCGAAAAGGCGGCCGUGCAUCGCAGUUUGGUUUUGAUAACCGAAAUGGCGGUCUUGACUCGCAAUUCGGUUUCGACAAUCGAAAAUGUAAUGGCAAAGGAGGGCAUUGCCUUGUUAAAAAUGGUGCAUUACAGUUCGGUUUCUACAAUGGAAAAUGUAAUGGUGGAGACGUUGAGGCUAUUGUAGGCGGUGUCAUUCAGGCAUGGUUCAAGAAGGACGCCACGAUUGUCCCCGCUCUCCUACGCAUGCAGUUCCAUGAUUGCUUUGUAAAUGGAUGUGAUGCAUCCAUCCUACUAGAUGGGAACAACAGUGAGAAAACUGCACCUCCAAAUUUAAGUGUGAGGGGUUAUGAAAUUAUCGAUGCAGCGAAAGCCGCCCUGGAAGCAAAGUGCCCGGGAGUAGUUUCUUGUGCUGAUACAAUUGUUAUUGCCGCUAGAGAUGCAGUGUCUUUGGGUGGAGGAGGGAGAUACGCUGUGCAAACAGGGCGAAGAGAUGGUCUUGUAUCUCUUGCUCAAAAUGUAGAUCUCCCAGCUCCUUCUAUAUCUGUGUCUGAUUCCAUCAAUGCAUUUGCCAAGAAAGGACUUGGUGUCGUGGAUAUGGUUUAUCUUCUUGGUGGUCACACAGUUGGAGUUGCACAUUGUUCACUCUUCAAAGAUCGUCUCUAUGAUUUUCAGAACAAUGGAAUGCCUGACCGGACCAUGGAUCCUAUGUUGUUAAACAUAUUGAGAUCUCGGUGUCCUCAGAAUGCAACAACUGAUAGCACUGUUAAUUUGGAUCAGAACCCUAAAAGUGCCUUGGUUGUGGAUAAUUCCUUUUAUCAACAAAUACUACUGCAAAGAGGUAUCCUUCAAAUUGAUCAAGAGCUGGCUUUGGAUCCACAAACCAAGGGAUCAGUGAUAUAUGCUGCCCGUGGCUUGGAUUUUCAAACCAAAUUUGCUCAGGCCAUGGUUAAGUUGGGUGCAGUCCAAGUUCUUACUGGCACACAAGGGGAGAUAAGGACUUCAUGCCGAGUUGUCAAUAACCAUUAAAAAUA
Molecule: messenger RNA, 1154 nt
Organism: Camellia sinensis
Lineage: Eukaryota; Viridiplantae; Streptophyta; Magnoliopsida; Ericales; Theaceae
Source: RefSeq, a predicted model, not a curated record